This is a messenger RNA of Aplysia californica (California sea hare), 2400 nucleotides long. RefSeq names its product coatomer subunit beta'. The record is from RefSeq and is a predicted model, not a curated record. Gene Ontology annotation, cellular component: COPI vesicle coat. Gene Ontology annotation, biological process: intracellular protein transport; intra-Golgi vesicle-mediated transport; endoplasmic reticulum to Golgi vesicle-mediated transport. Gene Ontology annotation, molecular function: structural molecule activity; protein binding. NCBI's taxonomy places the organism in Eukaryota, Metazoa, Mollusca, Gastropoda, Aplysiida, Aplysiidae.
CCGCUGAAAGUGAAAGUGAAGCGUAAGCUGACGGCCAAGUCUGAGCGCGUGAAGUGUGUGGAGCUGCACCCAACGGAACCCUGGCUGCUGGCCAGUCUCUACACAGGCAAGGUGUACAUCUGGAACACAGACUCAAAGGAUGACACGGCAGUACGAGUUUUCAACUACAACACGUGGGAGUGUGUUCAUGAGUUCCAGGCCCACGCUGACUACAUUCGCUCCCUUGCCGUUCACCCCAUACAGCCCCUCAUCCUUACCUGCGCAGAUGACGGCAGGAUCAAAUUGUGGAACUGGGAGAAGAAAUGGGCGUGUGUUCAGAUCUUCAAAGGUCACGCUAACUAUGUGUUCCACGUGGCUUUCAACCCAAAAGACAAUAACCAGUUUGCUUCUGCCUCUCUGGACGGGACAGUGAAGGUAUGGCAGUUGGGCUCCCUGGCGCCAAACUUCACGCUGCACCACGAGAACGACGUGAACUGCGUGGACUACCACCCCGGCGGGGAUAAACCGUACCUGGUCACAGGGGAAGACGCCGGAGCCAUCAGGAUAUGGAACUACCAGACAAAAGACUGCGUCCAGGUGUUGCAUGGUCACAGCAAAGAUGUGCUGUGCGUCGCCUUCCACCCGUUUCUUCCCAUCAUCCUCUCCGGUGGUGCUGAUGGUUCACUACGAAUAUGGCACGCCAACACGUACAAACAGGAGAAAAGUUUGAACUAUGGCAUGGAGAGGCUCUGGACCAUCGGGUGUCAGCGAGGGUCAAACAGUGUGGCCCUGGGUUUUGACGAGGGCACGGUACUUCUGAAGAUCGGAAACGAGGAGCCAGCAGUGUCUAUGGACUCCUCUGGGAAGAUCAUCUGGAGCAAAAACUCCAUGAUCCAGCAGGCCAAUGUGAAGAGUUUGGGCGAGCAGUCGGUGAUAGACGGAGAACGCCUCGAGCUGGCUGUCAAGGAUUUGGGAAGUUGUGAGGUCUACCCUCAGAGUAUCUCGCACAACCCAAAUGGGAGGUUUGUGGUCGUGUGUGGGGAUGGAGAGUACAUCAUCUACACAGCCAUGGCCCUCAGGAACAAAGCCUACGGAAAUGCCCACGAGUUUGUGUGGGGCCAAGACUCUUCCACUUUUGCCAUCAGAGACGACAGCUCAACAGUCAAAGUGUUCAAAAAUUUCAAGAUGCAAAAAUCGUUCAAAGUGGGAUCAGGAGCAGAGGGCAUUCAUGGUGGGCAGUUACUUGGUGUCAGAUCCAAAAACAAUCUGUCGUUUUAUGACUGGGAAACUACAGAAUUAGUCCGAGACCUAGAGAUAACUGCAACACAAGUCCACUGGAGUGAGUCUGGAGAUCUUGUGUGCGUCUGCUCAGAAGAUUCCUUCCACAUCCUCAAGUACAGCUCGGGCACUGAGGGGAAUGGCGGUGGUGGUGGGGAGGAGGCAGAGACUGAGACAGGGGGUCAAGCAAAGGAGUCGUUUGUGGUCAUGUUUGAGAUUGAAGAGAAAGUUCGCUGUGGUCUGUGGCUGGGAGAUUGUUUCAUCUACACCAACAAUGUGAACAGGCUAAACUACUGCGUGGGAGGGCAGAUUGUCACUAUCGCUCAUUUAGACAGGGAAAUGUACAUUCUUGGAUACAUCUUGAAGGACAACCGGCUGUACUUGGGAGACAAGGAACUCAACAUCAUCAGCUACUCCUUAUCUGCUUCCAUUUUAGAGUACCAGACCGCGGUCUUGAGGAGGGAUUUUGACUUGGCAGAUAAAAUUUUGACCUCAGUACCCAGGGAACAGAGAACGAGGGUGGCCGAAUUUUUGGAGAACCAAGGUUUCCUUUCUCAAGCUUUGGCUGUGACCCAAGACACUGACCACAAGUUUGAGCUGUCCAUACGACUCGGAGAUCUCCGCUCGGCGUACAGUAUAGCAAAGUCCAACUCGUCGCCGGAGAAGUGGAAGACUCUGUCGGAGCUGGCUCUGAAGCACUCGGAGUUUGGCUUACUGCAAGAAUGUCUGCACCGCGCCCAGGACUUGAGCGGCCUCUUGCUCCUGGCUUCCGCCUCGGGGAACCGUGAGGCCAUGACGAAGCUUGUGCAGACUGCGGAGAACGCUGACCAGCACAACAUAUCUUUUCUUGCAAACUUCACCCUCGGGAGGUGUGAAGAAUGCCUGGAGGUUCUCAUCAAAACAAACAGAUUACCAGAAGCAGCUUUCUUCGCUCGAACAUACUUGCCGUCUCAAACUUCAAGGGUGGUCAGUUUAUGGAAGGCUCAGGCGGCAAAGGAGAGUCAAAAACUGUCCGAGGCAAUCGCAGACCCGAGCCAGUACGAGAACUUGUUCCCCGGAUUUCUGGACUGCUUGAAGACAGAACAGUAUCUAAAGCCACAUAGGCAGGGCGUAGUACCGGCUCAUGCUUAUGCAAAAAUACCA